CGCGGGCUCCCCGACUGCUGGGAGGCAAAGGGAAUAGGGAAGGGUCGCCGGGAGCCCACGGGCGGAGGGGCAGUGCGGCCGCCCGUGAAUGAGUGCAAGCCGGGCCGCUGCCUGGAGGAGGCGCUCCCAACCGCCGGGCAGAUGGUGGCUUUGGGAUGGAGCUGGUGUCCCAGUCUUGGGAGAAGAAGAAACCUCGGACUCCUGCAAGGGCAUUCUGGGGAGAGGGUGCAAGGACCCAGGUGGGAAAGACAUCGGCGAGUCAUGCCUGUGUGCGGGGUGUGAAGUUGCUGCCUCACCGCUCCCGGGGCUAGCAGGGUGGGGGUGAGAGAAAGGGGCUUCCUGGCCUGGGUGGCCACCCCUGUCCAUUCUGCGUCUGCCCUCUGCUCUUAAUGGGCCAGUGAGCAAAGGGGAGGAUUGCAGAGAGGAUAGCAAUGGAAAUGCGGUUUUAGCAGCUCAGUUCGGGACGGCUGGAUCAGAUGGAAUUGAACUCGUUUAGAGGAUCUUGGAAAGGACAGAAUUGAGUGUUCUGGAGCUGGGUGCGUGCCCCCCACCGCCGCCCUAGUCGUAGGUUUGUGCUUCCCUGGGUUGCAGGUUGAUUCGACUUGGGAAGAUGAAAAGGGGAAGAGGAAAAAAAGACUCUGCAGGGGCACUAGCCAGGUCCUCUUCCUCUCUAGGUAGGGGCCAGGCAUGAGUCCCAGCCUCUAGAUUGAGCAGGAACAGCCUCUGAGCUGGCACAGGUGAGGCGCCCCUGACGUGGAGGUAGUGGCUGUGGUGAGUCAGUGUUAGAGGCAGGCUGACAGCUGUCAGGACCGAGGCUGCUUUAGCCAGGCUGCGACUUGAUGUUGAUGUUUCAGAUUCAUUUCCUUAGAGGCAACCCCCUCCCUCAGCCUAAAAUGAGGGCAGAGAGAUGCUUAACACCGAAUCGUGCAAAGGAAAAAGAUGCCGUAGGGCCAGGUGAGCUGCUGUGAAGGACUCAUCCUUGGUGGCCGGCAGUUACUGGCAACUUGUGAGCUUGGUGGGCUCCUACUAACGCACCUGGGACACCAGGCUGCUGGGCUCCCCUCCAGGCAGCCUCACCAGCAGCUCCCCUGAGCUAUGGAGACCCCAGAGGUCCCCGUGGGUUCGCUAAUCGACUUUGGGCCUGAGGCACCCACCUCCUCUCCCCGGGAGGCACCACCCCCUGCACUGCAGGACGGCGAUGGCUCCCUGGGGGACGCUGCGUCAGAGAGUGAGACCACUGAGUCUGCAGACAGUGAGAAUGAUGUGGGCGAGUCGCCCUCGCACCCGUCCUGGGACCAAGACCGCCACUCCUCCUCCAACGAGUCCUUCUCCUCCAGCCAGAGCACUGAGUCUACCCAGGAUGAAGAGACCCUGGCACUCAGAGACUUCAUGCGUGGCUACGUGGAGAAGAUCUUCUCUGGAGGGGAGGACUUGGAUCAGGAGGAGAAAGCCAAGUUUGGAGAGUACUGCAGCAGUGAAAAUGGAAAAGGCCGAGAGUGGUUUGCUCGAUACGUGAGUGCCCAGCGCUGCAACUCCAAGUGUGUCUCAGAGGCAACCUUCUACCGCCUGGUGCAGUCUUUUGCAGUGGUGCUGUUUGAGUGUCAUCAGAUGGAUGACUUUGGGCCUGCCAAGAACCUCAUGACCAUGUGCUUCACCUACUACCACAUCGGAAAACCGCAGCUGCUGCCCCCGGAGUCCCGGGAGAAGCCCGCGGGCAGCAUUGACUCCUACCUGAAAUCCGCAAACAGCUGGCUGGCCGAGAAGAAGGACAUCGCUGAGCGGCUGCUAAAGAACACCUCGGCCAGGACUGAGAAUGUCAAGGGCUUCUUCGGAGGGCUGGAGACCAAGCUGAAGGGGCCCCUGGCCAGGAGGAACGAGGAAGACGAGAGCAAACCGCAGGAGAAGCGGCCCAGGGCUGUGACCGUGUACAGCCCCGAGGACGAAAAGAAGGGGGAGAAGAUCUACCUGUACACGCACCUGAAGCAGCAGCCCAUCUGGCACACGCUGAGGUUCUGGAAUGCAGCCUUUUUUGACGCUGUCCAUUGUGAGAGGACAAAACGAUCUCCCACUACCAGAAGGGAUGCUGGAGAGGAGGAGGAGAAGAGGGAGAAGUGGUGCCACAUGACCCAGGAGGAGCGCGACGACAGCCUCCGGUUCAACGAGAACAUCACCUUCGGGCAGCUGGGCACAUUCACGCACAACAUGCUGGCCUUCGGACUAAACAAGAAGCUGUGCAAUGACUUCCUGAAGAAGCAGGCUGUGAUUGGCAACCUGGAUGAAGAGCAAUACAAGCUGCUUAGUGACCACAUUGAGCAAAUGGCCACUGAGUAGGCCUCAGAGGUCGCACUCCGCAGGAGGACUGAGGCCACGCGCCAUUCUCCCGGGCCCAGCGCCCGGCCGUCACCCCACCCGAUGACCUGCAUGAAGCCAGCAGCACCCAGAGCCACUCCUGCUGCCCUAGGACUAGCGGUUAGAAGAAUCCGCUGCUCCUCCCUCAUCUCCUCUGCCUGUGUCUGCGACCCCCAUCCAUGUGCCAAAGUGUCCCUUGGGUCACACGGCUAAAGCCGAGGUGACCAGUUGUACCCCGAGUGCCAGGCUUGUGAGAUGAGACCAAGAGGGAGGAGGGGAAGGACGCCAUGGGCCAUCAUGGGCCAAGGGCUGGCGAGGGUGGGGGCGGGCGAGGGAUGCAGGCAGGACAGCCAUGAGGUGGGGCUGCAGCCGGCACACCCAGUGGUGGAGGGCCGGCGCUGCCACUCACGGUGGGUGGCCGUGGGCCACAUUCCCUGCAAUGGGUGCUCACGUGGCUCCCAUCCAGCCCUCUCAGCGUGGGGCUGUGGCCGGUCCUCACUCUUCACCAGUCUCCCUCUGUGGGGCAGGAAUGGGAAGUCACAGGAACCUUGAGGAGGAAACGCCUGUUUUAGAGAGAGAGUGGGUGCGGUGUAGAGGAUGCUCUUGGCUGGCUAGAGCAAGACCUGGCUCCCACCAGAGGGACGUGUGUGUGCCCUGCAGACGGCCCAGGAUCUGUGUGUCUCUGCCAGAGUCACAGCAGUGCCAAGAUGUCCGCGGCAGACCACACAGACCAUCUGAAAUGCGUCCGCCUGGUGGACAGCUCCCUUCUGAAGCAGAGAAGGCUCCAUGGUCACGAAGCGGCGUUGUGCCGUGUGUCCCUCGCAAGAAGCACAGGGAAGAGAAGUUUCUUUAGUAGCCACUAGACAACCACCCUUUCUAAAAGCAAACAGUGCUGCUCUUUAUUCCAGACAAGGCAGGAAAGUCUGAGCUGGGAGUGGCAGCGGCUGGAGAGAGGCAGUUCUAUGUGACGUGCAGGGUGAGCCAGUGGCGUGGCCUCUGCCUCUAAGCGCUGAGCAUUGGGCUCCGGAGGUGCUUUUUCCUUCCCCACCAGACCUUUGUAGCUCCUUCCUCCAGCCUCUGCAGAGACUCCCUUCACCUCACACCUACUGCCUGGGAACCACGGCCCUUCUCUUCUGUGGGUCUGUACCAGGUACUCCAGGCCAACCCGUGGGCCGAGGGCCUGACCCCAACACCUGCAUGCUGGAUCCAGAGCCUUCUGUUUCACCGUGUGUGGACGCUGCUAGGCCGCCUGGGGUCCCCUGCCUCCUGCCCGUCGCUGCCGUGGUCCCUGACUGCGAAACAGGCCCGCGGGGCUCUCCCUCCUCCCGCCAUCCUCCCCUCCUGCCCUUCCUGGCUACCUCCUCUGACAUGCGGUCAGAUAAGUCCCAUCUUGUUUGUGAGCACCACAGAAACGCCUGAGAGUCACUUACCCGGCCACGGCUUGGAAGGUUUCCCUCCGGGGAAUGCCUCCCCGGAAUGUUCUAGAGACGGAACAUUCUCCAGAGACAACAAUCUGUGCUGCAGAUUGGUUGGAUCACAGAAUGUGUGUCUGAGGCAUUAUCUGAUGCAUUUGGACCAUAUGCUGCCAGACUGCAGGACAGGGGAGCCGGGGCUCAGGGCCCCUGACCGCAUGGUGCAUGAGUGAUCUCAGCCCAGCGAUGCCGCUGGCCAGACCGUGGCCAUGCUGCCAGUGUGCUCGCCAUGAGCUGGGUCAGGGCUGGCGAGUUGUGCAGUCUGGGGUGCCCCUUCCCCCAUCAUUGGGUCCCAACGGCCAUGUCUCCACUGAAUCCAUUCGGAGAAACGUCAGAGAGCGAGGGGUGUGCGGACGCCCCUCGCUCUGAUGCCAACUGCAGAUAAUACACACCUCCUGCAGCAUCCAGCCACGGCUCCAGGGCACUGCUCUCCCCCUCCCGGUGAAACUCAGGCCACACUCUAGGGCUGACUGUCCGGGCACUCCCUUCAGCCGCCUCGUCGUCAGCAUUCUUAGUCAUGCAUUAUUCAUGUUAGCUGAAAUGCAUUCAGACUUUGUUCUGCGGUGCCCACAGGACUUACCCCUGUAUGUAUAGGAUUUUUGUAUGGAAGUUUUGUUUGAUUCUGAGGCUCUCUUAGGGGCGCUGGAGAGCUUGUGCACAGCCUCUGGAAGGAAAGGCAGCGCUGACUUCGCUGGGCUUUUUUCCAAGCACUUUAACUUCAAAAA
Nomascus leucogenys (northern white-cheeked gibbon) is the source of this 4546-nucleotide messenger RNA. RefSeq names its product KIAA0513 ortholog. The record is from RefSeq and is a predicted model, not a curated record. The transcript has 13 exons. NCBI's taxonomy places the organism in Eukaryota, Metazoa, Chordata, Mammalia, Primates, Hylobatidae. The coding region runs from base 1096 to 2331 and encodes 411 amino acids.